AUGUCAGCAGUCGCUCGUGCGUCACGAAAAUGGAUAUGGGUAGGCACUGGCUUAGCCGUUGCCGGUGCUGCUUACUUACUCAAGUUUGGACCGGGUCAAAAAAUGGUACUUGAAACGAAACCGUCAGGCGAUCAAUCGAAAGCAGCAGCAGCACCUGAUGCCUUAGAUCCAAACGCAUUUCGCAAGUUUAAAUUAGCAGAUAUAAAAAAGUAUAAUCAUAAUACAAAUGUAUUUACAUUUGCAUUUGAUGAUCCGAAAGCAAAAUAUAAUGGCAAAACUGCUUCAUGCGUUAUGCUUAAAGCAAAUGUUAAUGGAAAAGAUGAGGUUCGACCUUACACACCUAUUUCACGACCCAAUACAAUUGGUCAAUUAGAAUUUGUUAUUAAAAAUUAUCCCCAAGGUGUCAUGAGUAAACACGUUCAUGAAAUGAAAAAGGGUGACUCAAUUGAAAUCAAAGGACCUAUUCCAAAAUAUCCAUAUGAGCCAAAUAAGUUUCAACAACUUGGUUUGAUUGCUGGUGGUACUGGCAUUACACCAAUGAUUCAAAUGAUCGAGGAAGUUCUCUUUAAUCCGGAUGACAAAACCAAAGUUACACUUCUAUUUGCAAAUACAACCAUCGACGAUAUUCUUCUCAAAGAAGAUAUCGAUAAACUUGCUCAGAAAUAUCCAGAUCGUUUCAAGGUUCACUACACAGUUGAUAAACUUGCAGAUAAGAAUGCUAAAAAAGCAUGGAAAGGCGAAGUUGGCUACAUCACACCUGAUAUGUUGAAACGAUUAUUACCGAUACCAGCUAAGCAAGAUGAUGAGAGUUUAUUGAUUAUGGUUUGUGGUCCACCUGGAUUCAUGAAAUUACUCAGUGGAGAGAAAACCAAAGAUUAUAAACAGGGUGAACUAACCGGUCUUCUUAAAAAGCUUGGCUUUACCGAGAAAAAUGUCUUCAAAUUUUAA
Molecule: messenger RNA, 948 nt
Organism: Adineta ricciae
Lineage: Eukaryota; Metazoa; Rotifera; Eurotatoria; Adinetida; Adinetidae
Source: the annotation of a GenBank genome assembly